Telopea speciosissima is the source of this 382-nucleotide messenger RNA. RefSeq names its product histone H4. Bases 37 to 348 code for a protein of 103 amino acids. Gene Ontology annotation, molecular function: DNA binding; structural constituent of chromatin; protein heterodimerization activity. NCBI's taxonomy places the organism in Eukaryota, Viridiplantae, Streptophyta, Magnoliopsida, Proteales, Proteaceae. The transcript has a single exon. The record is from RefSeq and is a predicted model, not a curated record. Gene Ontology annotation, biological process: nucleosome assembly. Gene Ontology annotation, cellular component: nucleosome.
CCCGAUCGAAGGAAGGAAGGAAGGAAGCAUUUGAAGAUGUCUGGUCGAGGGAAGGGCGGUAAGGGUUUGGGCAAAGGAGGAGCGAAGCGUCAUAGAAAGGUUUUGCGAGAUAACAUCCAAGGCAUCACUAAGCCUGCAAUUCGUCGUCUUGCGAGAAGAGGAGGAGUUAAGAGGAUCAGUGGUCUCAUUUACGAAGAGACAAGAGGUGUUCUCAAGAUCUUCCUUGAGAACGUCAUUCGAGAUGCUGUGACUUAUACAGAGCAUGCAAGGAGGAAAACAGUGACAGCCAUGGACGUCGUCUAUGCUCUGAAGAGGCAGGGGAGGACGCUUUACGGAUUCGGAGGUUAAGACAUUUCUUCUUUUUGGGUUUUAUUGAUGUCUU